Melospiza georgiana is the source of this 1964-nucleotide messenger RNA. RefSeq names its product syntaxin 17 (gene STX17). The transcript is spliced from 8 exons. Gene Ontology annotation, biological process: vesicle fusion; intracellular protein transport; exocytosis. Lineage: Eukaryota; Metazoa; Chordata; Aves; Passeriformes; Passerellidae. Bases 131 to 1036 code for a protein of 301 amino acids. Gene Ontology annotation, cellular component: SNARE complex; plasma membrane; endomembrane system. Gene Ontology annotation, molecular function: SNARE binding; SNAP receptor activity. The record is from RefSeq and is a predicted model, not a curated record.
AGAAGGGCCGAGCCGGGGCCUGGCGAGCGCACGGUGAGCCCUGGGCUGGGCCCUGCCGAGCCACGGGGCCGGGGUUUUUACCUUGGUGAAGAUAUAUUGGACAACUGUUGGCUUGAAAGCUGCUUUUAGGAUGUUUGAAGAUGAGGAAAAAGUUAAACUCCGCCGAAUCGAACCUGCAAUUCAGAAAUUCAUUAAAGUGGCAAUUCCAACAGAUUUGGAAAGGUUAAGAAAACACCAAAUAAAUAUUGAGAAGUAUCAGAGAUGCAGGCUCUGGGACAGACUGCACGAAGAGCACAUCAACGCAGGACGAACAGUUCAGCAGCUCCGUGCCAACAUGCGCGAGAUGGAGAAGUUGUGUUUGCGAGUGCGGCAGGAAGACAUCCCAGUUCUGCAGAGAAUGAUAAACCCCAUUAAAGAGGAAGCUUCAGUUGCCAUUAAGGACUUCCUGCAGCUGCAUUCUGAAUCUGCAGAAGAACUUAAAAGGCAACUCAAAGGACAGGAGGAUGCCUCUUUAACCAGAUCUGCAACUCUAGGAGAAGAAACUUUAUAUAACACAGAAGUGAAGGAUGGCUCCCAAAGUUUGAUCCAGAUCUACUCCCGCCUUCCGGAAAUACCUCAGGAAGAAAAUGCAGCUGAGUCCUGGGAAAGUUUAGAAGGGGACUUGGUUGAGCUCAGCCAGUUGGUGACUGAGUUUUCUCUCUUAGUCUGUUCCCAGCAGGAGAAGAUUGACAGGAUUGAAGAACAUGUCAACAGUGCUGCUGCGAAUGUUGAAGAGGGAACCAAAAACUUGGGGAAGGCUGCAAAAUACAAGCUGGCAGCUCUGCCUGUGGCAGGUGCAGUCAUUGGUGGAGUGGUGGGGGGUCCUAUUGGUCUCCUUGCAGGCUUCAAAGUAGCAGGAAUUGCAGCUGCACUUGGUGGUGGGAUUUUGGGCUUCACAGGUGGAAAAUUGAUACAAAGAAAAAAACAAAAAAUGAUAGAGCAGGUCUCUUCCAGCUGUCCAGAGCUUUCUCACCAAAGUGCCAAAAAAUCCAGCUGAAGUAUAGAUUCAUUAUGGCCAGGAAUAACAGUGUACUGAGCUAAUGACAGACUUGCAGCCUUAUGCUUUACAUACAAGGCUGAGUUGUGUGAAUUUUGAUGACAGUUCUGCUUCUUGGGAGGGCUGAAAAAGUCGUGUCAGAAUUUCUCUUUUCAGAUACGGUGACAUCAGUCCUUUGAAAAUUAUAUGGAUAACUUUUAAUUACAUAAUUCUUAGAUAAGCUAUAUUCACAGCUAUAAUGGUAGAUGACAGGUGCUUCAUGCCAAAUUUGCACAAAGUGUCUUGCAGACAAUGCAAAGAGAUACUUGGAAAAUCCUAGUGCUUUCCCAUGAAUGCCAUGAGAAGCUGGAGCUUUUAUUGUAGUGCUCCAAAGAAAAGGAAAUAAAUGCCAUCAUUCUUUCACACUCAUAGUAUUUUAAAUUUACCUUAAUUUAUCUGGAUUCCCAAACUCUUCCAGUUAUUCCCCAGGAUAUGACUGACUCUGCCUGUUUAAUAAUACACAGGGAAGCACAUGCUGUUGUAAGAAAAGGUGAGAAUGUGAGUGAGCAAAGUGGAAAAAAGUUAUGUAUAUAUCACAUCAGCACUGGAAGCAGCUUCUCCCCUUUCCAGGCAAGGCAGUUAAUUUGUAAACUUCCCACCUGGCUCAAAGUGUAGUUGUGAAUUGAACAGUCUAAGCAGCAACCCUGCAGCACUGCCACUGGAGGGUAAUAAUUUUCCAUAGCUGUUCAGCUCCUUGGCUUGUGCUGAGAACACUCUACAGGAUGAAGAGCCAAGCUCUGGCAUUCUGCACCUGAAGCCUCCCACAUGAAGCAGCACUUACUGCAGGAUGUUGCCUUUGCUUCUCCUGGAGCCCAGAGCGCCCUGCUGGGAGAGCUGAACAGCUUCCCUGGAGGGCAGUGCUGCAGCCAGGCCCGCUCCCUCCACGGGC